This is a messenger RNA of Talaromyces atroroseus, 1479 nucleotides long. RefSeq lists its product as hypothetical. The record is from RefSeq and is a predicted model, not a curated record. The transcript has 2 exons. Bases 1 to 1479 code for a protein of 492 amino acids. NCBI's taxonomy places the organism in Eukaryota, Fungi, Ascomycota, Eurotiomycetes, Eurotiales, Trichocomaceae.
AUGAUCCAAACCACAACCUCCCGAAAGCGAUCCUCCAGAUCAUCCUCGAGACACAAGAAGCCACAGCGCCUCAUCAUAAACCCGCCCAAGCUGCCCAAGCUCACAAUUCACCCACCAAAGCCACCUCAGCAGCAGCAGCAGCAGCUAGACACCGUGAAAAUGACCCUGAGGCCCCCAAAGUCUCCUUCACCAGAGACCAACCAUUCUGCAUCUGACUGGACAGAAAUGCCACUUAUUGGAAACGGAACGGAUGCCUCGUAUGACUAUGGCGAUAUCUGCAAGGUACAGGCGGUCAUGAAAGCCUUCAAUGGGCUGUCGAGCGCCACCAGGAAAGUCGAGGCCGUCGAGCAGAGGCAGAAGCAGAAGCAGAAGCAGAAACAGAAGCAAAAGCUGGCGGCCAUCGCUCCUUCCCAUGUGGACGAGGAUCGUGCUAGAACCGAAAUAGAAAUGAACGACAUUUUGCAGGAAUCCCUGAGCUGCCGCCACUGCGACAAGACAAUGUAUCUCAAGCCAGAGGCCAUGGAGUCAGAUGUUCGCCAUGGAAUCUACCGCCAUGGCGAAGAUCCCCCGUUCGUCCUCAACCGACCGUCCGAGGAUGUGGCUCCAGACGAGGUGGCUGAAGAUGUCUGGGAACCGGGCUAUUUACAGCUUGCAACAACAGCCCAGCAUGAGCAGUAUCUCCGGCUUGUCGAGCAAUACAUGAACCGCAACCGCGCGAGGAAGGUCUUUGCAAGAAUGGGGAGCGAAAUUGACCAGGGCUAUGAAUCCCGUUUCGCUUGUUAUUGCGUCGAUUUUCAUAUUCAUCAGCACUACAUUCACCGCCGCAGCGUACUGAAUUACUGUCGGACUAACGAUGAGAUGGAAGACAUUCGUGAUUGGAAGCGUAGGCUGGCCCUAUGGACGGGCAGUCGAGCUUUGGCUCAACCAAGGGAGAAAUGCAUCAUAGACAGCGAUGAUGAGAACGAAUUCGCUACGCCAGGAACGGCUUCAAUGGUUCGAGGAUUAAUGAAGAAGCGUGACGCACCAGAAACAUCAACUUCUUUUCGUACCACGAGUAACAUGCCGGGAAGCUGGUCAUCGCCGCCAUUAUCCCCAGCCUCAUCCAUCUUCUCAGCCCCGGCGAAUCCUUCCUCUCCUCCAACAUCAGCGGCAUCAUCGCCGCCGAAGGUUUCAUCAUUCCCCAGCCUCGCACCGCCACUAGUAGAUCCAUGGCCCAAGCAGCAACUUGCCUUAUCCAGUCAAAUUAGUCUUCACCGCUAUCUAGUAAAUCCUCAAGAAAGGACAGCUCGAGUUCGCGUCGCCCGUAAACGUUACCGAGAUAUAAUGAACGAACGCGCCAUACAACACCGCGACGGCCUCAUCAUAGCAAACUACGAAGCUGCAUUUGCGCUGCAGAAAUGGCUCCGUGGCAAGGGUGGGCCACUCGCCUUAAAACGAGAUGGGAUAAUUGGGGAGUUGUUGAAACGAUAUAACCAUUGA